Messenger RNA from Morone saxatilis (striped sea-bass), 704 nucleotides. Its product is annotated as calcium-binding mitochondrial carrier protein SCaMC-3-like. The record is from RefSeq and is a predicted model, not a curated record. The transcript has 5 exons. Gene Ontology annotation, biological process: transmembrane transport. The coding region runs from base 1 to 660 and encodes 219 amino acids. Gene Ontology annotation, molecular function: ATP transmembrane transporter activity. Lineage: Eukaryota; Metazoa; Chordata; Actinopteri; Moronidae.
AUGGUUGACAGUCAGGUGAUUGUAACCUUCAUCCUGAAGAUGGCGAUCAAGUGGCUCAUCCGAGGCAGUAAAGAAGGGGGCAGUUUAAGGGUACAAGAGAGGUUCAUUGCUGGCUCUCUGGCAGGAGCUACUGCCCAGACCAUCAUCUACCCCAUGGAGGUGCUAAAGACCCGUCUUACGUUAAGGAAAACAGGACAGUACUCUGGUAUGGCUGACUGCGCCAGACAGAUACUAAAGACGGAGGGAGUCCGGGCUUUCUACAGGGGCUACCUGCCAAAUACUCUGGGCAUCAUCCCCUAUGCUGGCAUCGACUUGGCUGUGUAUGAGACUUUAAAGAACGCCUGGCUCCAGAGGUACUGUGUAGAUUCAGCAGAUCCAGGAGUUUUGGUCCUACUGGGUUGCGGUACCAUCUCCAGCACCUGCGGCCAGCUGGCGUCCUACCCCCUCGCUCUCAUUCGGACACGUAUGCAGGCACAAGCCACCACUGAGGGUAUACCCAAGCUGACCAUGGUGGGCCAGUUCAAAUACAUUAUAUCUCAUGAAGGUGUGCCGGGCCUGUAUCGCGGCAUCACCCCCAACUUCCUCAAAGUCAUUCCAGCCGUCAGCAUCUCCUACGUGGUGUACGAGCACAUGAAAAAAGUCCUAGGGGUGGGUUACUAAACCGGGACAAACAAAGAGGGACUAAUGGCAGAAAGGACAGAGAA